Sorex fumeus (smoky shrew) is the source of this 4600-nucleotide messenger RNA. RefSeq names its product TEK receptor tyrosine kinase (gene TEK). NCBI's taxonomy places the organism in Eukaryota, Metazoa, Chordata, Mammalia, Eulipotyphla, Soricidae. The record is from RefSeq and is a predicted model, not a curated record. The coding region runs from base 178 to 3564 and encodes 1128 amino acids. Gene Ontology annotation, molecular function: protein binding; transmembrane receptor protein tyrosine kinase activity; ATP binding. The transcript is spliced from 23 exons. Gene Ontology annotation, biological process: cell surface receptor protein tyrosine kinase signaling pathway; angiogenesis; positive regulation of MAPK cascade. Gene Ontology annotation, cellular component: signaling receptor complex; plasma membrane.
CUCAGGCAGAAAUGAGACUGUUGCAGCCUGCUUCUGUGCUGCUGCUUCUUGCCUCUGACUUGUAAACAAGACCUAGGAGAACAUGCAAAUGGAAAGUCACAAACCUUUGGGUGUUUGAAAGGAUCCUUGGGACCUCAUGUGCAUCUGCGGAAACUGGAUGGAGAGACCUGGGGAAGCAUGGACUCUUUAGCCUGCUUAGUUCUUUAUGGAGUCAGCUUGCUCCUUUCUGGUUCAGUUGAUGGUGCCAUGGACCUGAUCUUGAUCAAUUCCCUACCUCUUGUGUCUGAUGCUGAAACAUCCCUCACCUGCAUUGCAUCUGGAUGGCAUCCCCAUGAGCCUAUCACUAUAGGAAGGGACUUUGAAGCGUUAAUGAACCAGCACCAAGAUCCACUGGAAGUAAUUCAAGAUGUGACCAGAGAAUGGGCUAAAAAAGUUGUUUGGAAGAGAGAAAAGGCUAGUAAAAUCAAUGGUGCUUACUUCUGUGAAGGGCGAGUUCGAGGACAGGCAAUAAGGAUACGAACCAUGAAGAUGCGUCAACAAGCUUCCUUUCUACCAGCUACUUUAACUAUGACUGUGGACAGGGGAGAUAAUGUGAACAUAUCUUUCAAGAAGGUCCUGGUGAAAGAAGAAGAUGCAGUGAUUUAUAAAAAUGGUUCCUUCAUUCAUUCCGUGCCCCGGCAUGAAGUCCCUGACAUUUUAGAAGUUCACCUUCCUCAUGCUCAGCCCCAAGAUGCUGGAGUGUACUCGGCCAGGUACAUAGGAGGAAACCUCUUCACCUCGGCUUUCAUGAGGCUGAUUGUCCGGAGAUGUGAAGCUCAGAAGUGGGGACCUGAAUGUAACCGCGUCUGUACUGUUUGUAUGAACAAUGGUGUCUGCCAUGAAGAUACUGGAGAAUGCAUCUGCCCUCCUGGGUUUAUGGGAAGGACAUGUGAGAAGGCUUGUGAACUGCACACAUUUGGCAGAACUUGUAAAGAAACAUGUAAUGGACCCGAGGGAUGCAAGUCCUACGUGUUCUGUCUCCCAGACCCCUAUGGGUGUUCUUGUGCCACAGGCUGGAAGGGUCUUCAGUGCAAUGAAGCAUGCCAGCCUGGCUAUUAUGGCCCAGACUGCAAACUUCGGUGCAAGUGCACAAAUGGGGAACUGUGUGAUCGUUUCCAAGGAUGUCUCUGCUCUCCAAGACGGCAAGGGCUUCAGUGUGAGAAAGAAGGCACUCCAAGGAUAACUCCAAAAAUAGAGGAUUUGCCAGGCCACAUAGAAGUAAACAGUGGUAAAUUUAAUCCCAUUUGCAAAGCAUCUGGUUGGCCUCUACCUACUAAUGAAGAAAUGACCCUCGUAAAGCCAGAUGGGACAGUGCUCCGUCCAAAAGACUUUAAUCACACGGGUCUUCUCUCUGUGGCCACAUUCUCCAUGGACAGAAUCCUCCCCCCUGACUCUGGAGUCUGGGUCUGCAGUGUGAACACGGUGGCUGGGAUGGUGGAAAAACCUUUCAACGUUUCAGUUAAAGUUCUUCCAAAGCCCCUGAAUGCUCCAAAUGUGAUCGACAUUGGACAUAACUUUGCUGUCAUCAACAUCAGCUCAGAACCUUACUUUGGGGAUGGACCAAUCAAAUCCAAGAAGCUUCUGUACAAACCUGUAAAUCAUUAUGCGGCUUGGGGACAUAUUCAAGUGACAAAUGAGAUUGUUACCCUCAGCUACUUGGAACCCCGAACAGAAUAUGAGCUCUGCGUGCAGCUGGUGCGGCGUGGAGAGGGAGGGGAAGGCCAUCCUGGACCCGUGCGCCGGUUCACAACCGCUUCUAUCGGUCUCCCUCCUCCAACAGGUCUCACUCUCCUACCAAAAAGCAAGUACUCUCUAAAUUUGACCUGGCAACCAAUACCUAAGGAGUCUUUAAAUAUUGAUGAUGACUUCUAUGUUGAAGUAGAGAGGAGGUCUGUGCAAAGGAACAAUGAUCAGCAGAAUAUAAAAGUGCCAGGCAACUUGACUUCAGUGCUACUUAACAAUUUGAUGCCCAGGGAGCAGUACGUGGUUCGAGCCAGGGUCAACACUAAAGCCCAAGGAGAAUGGAGUGAAGAUCUCACAGCUUGGACCCUUAGUGAUGUUCCUCCUCCUCAACCACAAAAUAUUAAGAUUUCCAACAUCACAGACUCCUCAGCUAUGAUUUCUUGGACAAUCUCGGAUGGUUUUUCUAUUUUUUCUAUUAUCAUCCGUUACAAAGUUCAGGGAAAGAGUGAAGACCAACACAUUGAUGUGAAAAUCAAGAAUGCUACCAUCACCCAGUAUCAGCUCAAGGGCCUUGAACCUGAAACAGCCUAUUUGGUGGACAUUUUUGCAGAGAACAACAUAGGUCCAAGCAACCUGACCUAUUCUCAUGAACUGAUAACUCUCUCUAAAUCUCAAGCAUUAGGGGACCUCGGAGGUGGAAAGAUGCUGCUCAUAGCCAUCCUCGGCUCUGCAGGAAUGACCUGCCUGACGGUGCUGUUAGCCUUUCUGAUCAUGUUGCAACUGAAGAGGGCAAAUGUUCAAAGGAGAAUGGCACAAGCUUUCCAAAACGUGAGGGAAGAACCAGCUGUGCAGUUCAACUCAGGAACUCUGGCCCUGAACAGGAAAGCCAAAAACAACCCGGAUCCUACAAUUUAUCCAGUGCUUGACUGGAAUGACAUCAAAUUUCAAGAUGUGAUUGGGGAGGGGAAUUUUGGCCAGGUUCUUAAGGCACGCAUCAAGAAGGAUGGGUUACGGAUGGAUGCUGCCAUCAAGAGGAUGAAAGAAUAUGCCUCCAAAGAUGACCACAGAGACUUCGCGGGAGAACUGGAGGUUCUGUGUAAACUGGGACAUCACCCAAACAUCAUCAAUCUCCUGGGAGCCUGUGAACACCGUGGCUACUUGUACCUGGCCAUCGAGUACGCCCCCCACGGCAACCUCCUGGACUUCCUGCGCAAGAGCCGCGUGUUGGAGACCGACCCAGCCUUCGCCAUAGCCAACAGCACCGCCUCCACGCUGUCCUCCCAGCAGUUGCUCCAUUUCGCAGCGGAUGUGGCCCGUGGCAUGGACUAUUUGAGCCAAAAACAGUUUAUUCACAGGGAUCUGGCAGCCAGGAAUAUUUUAGUCGGUGAAAACUAUGUAGCCAAAAUAGCAGAUUUUGGACUGUCCCGAGGCCAAGAAGUGUAUGUGAAAAAGACUAUGGGUCGGCUCCCAGUGCGCUGGAUGGCCAUCGAGUCACUGAAUUACAGUGUCUAUACAACCAACAGUGAUGUGUGGUCUUAUGGAGUGUUACUGUGGGAGAUUGUCAGCUUAGGUGGCACCCCCUACUGCGGAAUGACAUGUGCAGAACUCUAUGAGAAGCUGCCCCAGGGCUACAGGCUGGAGAAGCCCCUAAACUGCGAUGAUGAGGUGUAUGAUUUAAUGAGACAAUGCUGGCGGGAGAAGCCAUAUGAAAGACCCUCAUUUGCCCAAAUACUGGUGUCCUUAAACAGGAUGCUAGAAGAACGAAAGACCUACGUGAACACCACCCUCUAUGAGAAAUUUACCUACGCAGGAAUCGACUGCUCUGCUGAAGAAGCAGCUUAGCACAGCUCGUCUUCAUCCAUGUGCUGUUUCCCCUUAACCAGCAGAGAGAACAUUCAUCCAUGGACGCCAAGCAAACAACCAAGACUCUUCCAGGAGAUGUGACAUAGAUUUGUAAAUAUAUUUCUGUAUGUCUGGGACCUUCACCACGAACCCCCGAGAGUGGGUUUAGAGCACACUCUGGCUCUCAUCGGACUGUACAUACUGUUUUGAGUAAGAAUGUGCUGACUCAGAAGUGCCUGUUCGGUUUCAUAUGCAAUAAUAUAUUUUUUUCUAAAAAAUGUGGACUUCAUAGGAAGGUGUGAGAGUACAAUUACUGUAAUGCAUAAUUCAUUAUUCUAGAUAUUUUUGUAUUCACCUUUAUAUUAGGUUAUAUAAAAUGUUUUGUUGUGUAGAAGUAAAAUAUUGUUAAUAAACCUAACAAUACACUGACACCACAUGUGAAGAAAAUGGAUCAUUUCUAACAGAAUAUAGAUCACAUGUGAGAGACUGAAAAUUUCAAGUGAUGGUGAAAGCUUUGUUUCCCCUUGCCUGAGGGAAAUGCCUUUGCCGUGUGUUUCUAGAGCCCACAGUCAGUUCAGAAUUCAUCUAGAAAAAGAAUUAAAUUUCAUUCCUCGGAAGCCUAGGAAUCUUUAGAAAACUAAAAACAAGUUUAAUUGAAAACUUUAUGGAAUUUAGUUUCUCUGCUAUUUUUAAGAAAUAAAAAUAGAGGUUUGGAGUUAUAUUUAGGAGACAUGUGGCAUUUGUUUUAUAUUGUUUUGUUUUGGGGCCACACCUCGUGAUGCUCAGGGGUUACUUCUGGCUCUGAACUCAGGAAUCACUUUUAGCAGUGCUCAGUCAACACUAUGUGAUACUGGGGAUCAAACUCCAGUUGGCUGCAUGCGAGGCAAGUGGCUUACCCAUUAUACUAUCUCCAGCCUAACAUCUGACAUUUGUGAUAUCAGAUUAACAUCCUUACGUGUAUUGCAUAGUAUCAAAAUUUUAAUUUUGAUUAAUUGUGAGAUUAUCAUUUAUACUAAAAGCAGAUGUUGCAGUGAGA